This is a messenger RNA of Phaedon cochleariae (mustard beetle), 4084 nucleotides long. The record is from the annotation of a GenBank genome assembly. NCBI's taxonomy places the organism in Eukaryota, Metazoa, Arthropoda, Insecta, Coleoptera, Chrysomelidae.
CUGAUAGUAAUUGCUGAAUUUGGAGUGAGAAGAGAGAAAAUUAUACAGCAUAACAAUGUCAACUAUGAAAAGUGGUGGAUUAGCCAAGAAAGAAGGCAAAAUGAGGAUUCGGGCCUUUCCUAUGACUAUGGAUGAGAAGUAUGUAGAGAGUAUAUGGGCUCUGUUGAAAAAUGCCAUCCAAGAAAUACAAAAGAAGAAUAAUUCAGGCCUGAGCUUUGAAGAACUAUAUAGAAAUGCUUACACCAUGGUUCUCCAUAAACAUGGAGAAAGGCUAUACACAGGAUUAAAAGAAGUUGUUACUAAUCAUUUAGAGCUCAAGGUCAGAGAAGAUGUUCUCAAGUCUUUACAUAAUAACUUUUUGAUGACUCUAAACCAAGCUUGGAAUGAUCAUCAAACAUCAAUGGUUAUGAUCCGUGAUAUACUUAUGUACAUGGACAGAGUGUAUGUGCAGCAAAAUGAUGUAGACAAUGUCUAUAAUCUUGGACUGAUAAUAUUCAGAGAUCAGGUGGUAAGGUAUGGUUGUAUAAGAGACCAUUUGCGAGAAACUCUUUUAGAUAUGGUUAUGAGAGAAAGGAGAGGUGAAAAAGUGGAUAGAAUAUCAAUUAAGAAUGCCUGUCAAAUGUUGAUGGUGCUUGGUAUAAAUUCAAGGACAGUGUAUGAAGAGGACUUUGAAAGGCCUUUUCUGCAGCAGUCAGCUGAGUUCUAUAAGGUGGAAAGUCAGAGGUUUUUAGCAGAAAAUAGUGCUUCUGUGUACAUAAAAAAAGUUGAGACAAGGAUAAAUGAGGAAUCAGAUCGUGCCAAGCAUUAUUUGGAUGAAUCAACAGAACCAAGGAUUGUAGAGGUUGUAGAAGAAGAGUUGAUCAAAAAGCAUAUGAAGACUAUUGUUGAGAUGGAAAACUCUGGUGUUGUACAUAUGUUGAAACAUCAAAAAACUGAAGAUUUGGCAUGUAUGUACAAGCUGUUUGGUAGAGUGUCAGAUGGCUUGAAAACCAUGGCAGAUUGUGUGAGCAUGUACCUCAGAGAGCAAGGCAAAGCCCUUGUGCAAGAGGAAGAACACCAACCCACAACAAAUGCCAUCACUUUUGUGCAGUCCCUGUUAGAUCUAAAAGAUGGUUUUGAUCAUUUCCUGAAGAAUUCCUUCAACAAUGACAAGAUAUUCAAGCAGAUGAUUGCUUCUGAUUUUGAGCAUUUCCUCAAUUUGAAUCCCAAGUCUCCAGAAUAUUUGUCAUUGUUUAUAGAUGAUAAGCUGAAAAAAGGAGUCAAAGGGAUGUCAGAACAAGAUAUUGAAUUGGUUUUGGACAAAUCCAUGGUUUUGUUCAGAUUCCUUCAAGAAAAAGAUGUGUUUGAGAGGUACUAUAAGCAACAUCUUGCCAAAAGAUUGUUGUUGAACAAGUCUGUGAGUGAUGACUGGGAGAAGAAUAUGAUCUCUAAACUAAAAACUGAAUGUGGUUGUCAAUUCACUUCAAAGCUAGAAGGGAUGUUCAAAGACAUGACUGUCUCAAAUACCAUCAUGGAUGAGUUUAAGGAACACAUUUCCAAAUCAGAGACGAAUUUGGGAGGAGUUGAUCUGUUUAUGCGGGUCCUAACGACCGGAUUCUGGCCGACCCAGAGUGCAACUCCCAAAUGUCAUAUCCCAGCUGUGCCAUUGGCUGCCUUUGAAUGUUUCAGAAGAUUCUAUCUGGCCAAACACAGCGGCAGGCAGCUCACCCUUCAACCCCAACUCGGCAACGCCGACCUCAACGCCGUCUUCUACGGCCCCCGCAAAGACGACAGCGACAAAGACGGCGCAUGCUCGUCCUCCACCAGCCUGGCGUCAGCCAAGUCGGGCCCCCGCAAGCACAUCAUCCAGGUGUCCACCUACCAGAUGGUGGUGCUGAUGCUGUUCAACAAUCACGACAAGCUGACCUACGAGGAGAUUCUAAACGAGUCGGAUAUACCGGAAAGGGAUCUCAUCAGAGCUCUGCAGUCGCUGGCGAUGGGCAAGGCAACGCAACGCAUCCUCAUCAAGAACCCCAAGACGAAGGAAAUCGAAUCAUCGCACGAGUUUUUCGUCAACGACUCGUUCACGUCGAAGCUGCACCGGGUGAAGAUUCAGACGGUGGCAGCCAAGGGAGAGAGCGAGCCGGAGCGCAGGGAAACGAGGAACAAGGUCGACGAGGACAGGAAACACGAGAUCGAGGCGGCGAUCGUGCGCAUCAUGAAAUCGCGCAAGCGCAUGGCCCACAACAUCCUCGUCACCGAGGUCACCGAACAGCUGAAGAGCCGCUUCCUCCCCUCCCCAGUCAUCAUCAAGAAGCGGAUAGAGGGUCUGAUCGAGCGCGAGUACCUAGCGCGCACGCCCGAAGACAGAAAAGUGUACACGUACGUGGCGUGAACGGCGCUCGUACGUGUCAUGUACGUGGCGUGAACAAGUCACGUUCGUGGCGUGAACAAGUCACGUUCGUGGCGUGAACAAGUCAUGUACGUGGCGUGAACAAGUCACGUACGUGACGUGAACAGAUCGCUUACGUGACGUGAACGGCACGAUUCCCGAAAUCGGGGCACGCGGACUUUGGCGAAACUUCGGACGGUGAUCCAGUGAAUCCUCAUAGAUAAUUAAUUCAUAUUCGUAUAAACAUAACGUUAAUUAAAUUAUUCCAAAUGAUUUUUUUUUAAUUCGCGAUGGAGGUGUGCAGUGUGGGGUUUGGGAGGGAUUGUCGGGGCCGGAAUCGGUUGUUUUGAUCCAAUUUGAAUAAUGAAUGGCUGGAAAGUUCUUGGGCUUGAAGCUUAUGUUGAUAUUUUUUUAUGGUACUUCUUAGAAUAUUUGGGGAUUUAUCUUCAAGCACGAUAUUUUUUCAGAUUGUAUAUUUUUUAAUUACUUAUUCUAAUUAUUUUACUGAAAACUUUCAUUGCCUUUUUUUAUCGAUCUAUUUAUAGAUGUACAUAUUUCAAAAGUAUAAUUUGAAACUUUCUAAUCUGACUUGACUUUCAAGUUGAGUGUGAAAGAUUUAACCCUAAAAAAAACUAAUGUCAAAUUCAAUGAAUCUAUAUUUUUGAGAUUCGUUCUUAAAAUACUCAUUUUCUCGAAAAUCCUUCAAAUUCUUUUUUAUUUGAAUCAUAUUAUUGUUUAAUUUGAUUGAAUCCAGGUAAAUUUGAGACUAGAAUUCCAUUUGAAUUUUAUUGAAUUUGGAAUCUGAUGAAGUACUGAGAGUUAUGAAACAAUCCUUCACCUAACAUUUUUUAUCGUUUAUAAAAUUUAUAAAUGGGGAUUCACAGAUGAAACCAAAUAAAAGAAUUGGUUGAAUCAACUUAUUUUGGCUCUGACAAAAUGGUUGAACAGACUUGGAGAUCUAUCAAUUUCUUGAAGAAGAGUUUAUGUUGGAGUUGGUCAGCUAGUGAUUAUUUAACAUUGAAAACACAUUUUUUGUAUUGUUGAUCUAAUGAGGAGCACAUAUAAUUUACAUUUCCUUGGGUCAUGAUAUUUGAUAUGGAAUUUAUUUGAAAUUAUAAUUGAAAAACCAAUGGAUAUAUUACAGAUAACGGUUGUUGUUGUCAAAUUAUCAACUAGUCAAAAAUAGUUGAGGAUGUGGAGUUUUUUUAUUAUGAUAUUUUAUGUGGAGAACCAAUUUCAUCUUUUUGUAACUGUCAAAUCAUUUGUGAACAAUAUUUAUAUCCCUAACUUUUUUGAUAAGUGGAUAAAUUUCUAAAACAAACUGUUAUAUCAAAUAUUAUUUAUUGAAAAAUAUGAAUCUUCAUAUCCUUACCAUCUUGUAGAAAAAAAGUUUGUGGUAUUGAAUUUGUGAAUUAAUUCUUGAGGUAGAAGGAUAGGCUAUUGAAAUCUGUAUACUGCUAUAUUGGCAGAUAUUUCCAAAUGGUUUCUUUGGAAGUGGAAAGAGUAAAUUUUGGAAACAUGAUGAAAAAUAAAUAAUUUCUCCAGUUAUUAUGCUGUACCUAUGGAUAAUUUUGAAUUAAUUGAAAUUCCUCUGUAAAUAGUUUUCCAAAUGUACGAAAUAAUCAAAUACAUAUUGUUUUUUUUUUUUCAUACAUAAAGACAGAUAAUAUGGAUAAUGCUGAUUUAACAUGGUGAAUAAACUGUUUUAAUAUG